Eutrema salsugineum is the source of this 1033-nucleotide messenger RNA. Its product is annotated as ubiquitin-like-conjugating enzyme ATG10. Gene Ontology annotation, cellular component: intracellular anatomical structure. Bases 63 to 767 code for a protein of 234 amino acids. Gene Ontology annotation, molecular function: Atg12 transferase activity. Lineage: Eukaryota; Viridiplantae; Streptophyta; Magnoliopsida; Brassicales; Brassicaceae. The transcript has 6 exons. The record is from RefSeq and is a predicted model, not a curated record. Gene Ontology annotation, biological process: macroautophagy; protein modification by small protein conjugation; protein lipidation.
GUUCCCUGGUUCGGUUCGGUUUGGUUGCUCUGGUUCGAAGCGGCGACGAUGUUGCUCCUGAAAUGGACAUGAGAAAGACGGCCGAUUUAUUUGCUCCUCCGAUGGAUCCGAUCAGCGAUGGUAGACUCACCCUCGAGGGUUUCUCUGUAGCUGCUCGUGCUUUUGCCGAUAAAUGGAAGAGACAUAACCAAUCGUUCCCUCCCUGGUCAUGGGUUCCUCUGAUCAAUCGAACUCUACUUGUUUCGAAUAAGGAGGAAGGUUACUUGUCGCUCGAGAAGAUCUUCAUUCUCAGUUCACUUGAGGAAAGUCCAGAGGAGGAAUCUCUAGAUGUAACACCUGAUUUCUUGGAUAAAGAAGAGUCAAUUGAUCACACCAUCUUGGUCCAAAACGUAGAAAAUGAAGCACACUACUAUGAUUUCCAUAUUGUUUACAGUGCAUCAUAUGGGGUUCCUGUGCUAUACUUUCGUGGAUACUGCAGUGAUGGAAAACCACUUUCUUUGGAUGUCAUAAAAAAAGAUCUGCCCUCAAGCUCUGUUAGUCUUUUGCUGGAAUCUAAGUGGACGUUUAUAACACAGGAGGAGCAUCCGUAUCUGAACAGGCCAUGGUUCAAGCUACAUCCCUGUGGGACUGAGGAAUGGAUCAAGCUGCUUUCUCAAAGAAGCAGCUCUGGUGGUUGUCAGAUGCCAGUUGAGUUGUACUUGGUUUCAUGGUUCUCUGUUGUCGGGCAGGUGGUUGGUCUUAGGAUCACUCUUGAGAUGCUGAAUUAAAGAUACUUCUUGGCCACUGGUUGGAUAUCAUUGGUAGCUCUAGUCAGAGGACUGAUCAUUUGUAAAGAAACAAUUGUUGCAUUCACUCCCAGAAUAUCAGUGGAAUUUAGCUAUUGAAAGGGAACCAAGUGAGCAAAGAGUUUGACUGAGGCUUCAUGUUUUUGUGUUCAACUUAUCAACUCUUCUCGUUCGUAUAUCCCACUAGGUACUAAGAGCAGCUUAUUGACGUAUACAAAGUUAUUUAAUCAUUCUCUCUAUCUACCAUG